GACAAUAGACUGGCGCUACGAUUAUCAUUUCUCUUUUGUUUGAUUUUUCAGUUACCAGUGCUAUUGGGGCACUUUGGAUGUAUUCCUCGCAGAUUGGUUGUAGAGCAGUAUGCUUGACGUCAGAGCGGACCAGGAUUGCGACCCCGCCUCUUCUGGUUGUGUUGGGAUCAGUGGCUACAUACUUGAUAUAUCCAGAGCUCAAUUUCUGGCAUUUUGUUGCUCGCACCACACGCAUUCCAGAAUGCAAUUUUGAGAGGAUUGGCAUUCAGGGGGCUGCCGUAGCUGUCAUUGCGAGCCUGGAUAGGAGUACCUCUAGUCGUCAUUUGGCAUGUCAUUGGCUGUGUCAAGCUCCAUGGAGGCUAUGCUGCUUGCAUUCCUUUGUCUGGAUGCCUGCUGGAGUAGUUCUUGCUGUUAAUGGGGUUGUGCUGGUAAUGUACUGCUAGCAGCUUGGUGUUCAAUAAAGCGCAUCAUAACAUUUAUUAAUUGGUCUAUUUUAUUUUCUAGCUUAUUGAACAUGGUUAGGUA
Drosophila arizonae is the source of this 525-nucleotide messenger RNA. RefSeq lists its product as uncharacterized. The record is from RefSeq and is a predicted model, not a curated record. NCBI's taxonomy places the organism in Eukaryota, Metazoa, Arthropoda, Insecta, Diptera, Drosophilidae.